Closterium sp. NIES-65 is the source of this 6291-nucleotide messenger RNA. NCBI's taxonomy places the organism in Eukaryota, Viridiplantae, Streptophyta, Zygnematophyceae, Desmidiales, Closteriaceae. The record is from the annotation of a GenBank genome assembly.
AUGGGCGGCCCCGCCGCCCUUCUCCUCAGCGGCCCCGCCGCCCUACUCAGCGGCCCCGCCGCCCUACUCAGCGGCCCCGCCGCCCUUCUCCUCAGCGGCCCCGCCGCCCUACUCAGCGGCCCCGCCGCCCUACUCCUCAGCGGCCCCGCCGCCCUACUCAGCGGCCCCGCCGCCCUUCUCCUCAGCGGCCCCGCCGCCCUUCUCCUCAGCGGCCCCGCCGCCCUACUCAACGGCCCCGCCGCCCUUCUCCUCAGCGGCCCCUCCUUCCUGCUCAGCGGCCCCGCCGCCCUACUCAGCGGCCCCGCCGCCCUACUCAGCGGCCCCGCCGCCCUUCUCCUCAGCGGCCCCGCCGCCCUACUCAGCGGCCCCGCCGCCCUUCUCCUCAGCGGCCCCGCCGCCCUACUCAGCGGCCCCGCUGCCCUUCUCCUCAGCGGCCCCGCCGCCCUUCUCCUCAGCGGCCCCGCCGCCCUACUCAGCGGCCCCGCCGCCCUUCUCCUCAGCGGCCCCGCCGCCCUGCUCAGCGGCCCCGCCGCCCUACUCAGUGGCCCCGCCGCCCUUCCGCAGCAGCCUCGCCGCCCUUCUCAGCGGCCUAGCCGCCCCUCGCACCAGCGGCCCUGCCGCCCUACACCGCGCGCGCCGCCUGAGCCGCCCGAACCGCCCGAGCCUCCCGAGCCGCCCGACCUGCCCGAGCUGCCCGAGCCGCCCGAGCCGCCCGACUCUCCUGAGCCGCCCGAGCCGCCCGAGCAGCCCGAGCCGCCCGAGCCGCCCGAGCCGCCCGAGCCACCCGAGCCACCUGAGCCGCCCGAGCCGCCUGAGGAGCCGAGCCGCUGGUGCCACGGAGCCGCAGUUGCUGCAGUGCCGUCCGAGCAGCCGUGUUGCCAUGCUGCUGUACCGCUGAGCUGCCCGACCCGCCCUGCCUGUGUUCUCGCUUUUGACGCUGAGGGUCGAGCCAUUGACUUUGAGGUUUGGGUGGAUGACCUGCAGCUUUUCCUACAGUGCGAUAGGGCAGACGGUCUUUCCCUCUUUGACCUCACCUCUGGUGCUUCCCCUACCCCUGCUGCCGAUGCCGACGCCACUGUUUGCUCCCAGUGGGCCACUCGCGAUGCUGCUGCACGUCUUGCUGUGCGUCGCCACCUGCCUACCACUGAGCACGCGCACUUUAGCCAGUACAAGAGUGCUCAGACCUUGUACGACGCUGUCGUUGCACGCUACUCCUCCCCUGCCACUGCUGCACUGAGCCGCCUCAUGCUACCGUACCUCUUUCCUGACCUUGCUGCCUUUCCCACAGUCGCUGACCUCAUUACGCACCUCCGCACUAGUGACACUCGCUACCGCGCCGCGCUUCCUGCUGAGGACCACUUCCUCUCAGUCUGUCCCACCACUCUUACUGUUGACCUCCUAGAGAAGGCCCUCCUAGCGGCGGAGAAGAGCAUAGUCCCUGUAGGAGCCUCUCGUGGUGACCCUCGCACCCCCAUCUUUGAGGGGUGUUCCCCUUCCCCCCUGUUGCCCUGUGUCGCCUCUGCUGCUGCGGCCGACCUCGUUGGUCUUGAGUCGGUCGGUGCGGCGUCUGCCCCUAGCGGGAGACGCCGCUCUGGCAAGGGCAAGGGGGGCAAGGGCGCGGGUGGGGCUAGCGGGGGUGGUGGAGGUGGCGGUGGAGGCGGCGGGGGGAGUGGGGGUGGCGAUGGGGGUAGUGGCGGGGGUGGAGGUGGUGGUGGCAGCGGCGGAGGCGGAGGCGGCGGUGGCGGUAGCGGUGGGAGCGGAGGCGGCGGUGGUGGCGGAGGUGGAGGCGGCGGUGGUGGAGGAGGUGGAGCUGGUCAGGGUGGUUCUUCUCACCGGAGCGGCUCCGGGAGUGGUCAGCGCCAGCAGCAGCAGCAGCAGCGUUCUCGGGACAUCCCCCCUCCUCAGCAGCUCCGUGAGUGGUACACGCAGCGUCAGCGUGGUGGGGGUUUCGGCCCGUGCACCUACGUCCUUCGCUCCGGCGACCGCGCGGGUGAGCAGUGUGGGGGUGCUCACCCCACCCAGCGCUGCUUUGGCCGCCUGACGGACGCUUGGCGUCAGCAGUUCCCGGAGGCUAGUGAGAUCUCCCGCUGGGGAGGGCUGUCUAGGGCAGACGAAGCUAUCUUUGAUCUUGACUUUGAUGCUAUCCUUGCUGCCAUGUAUGCUGUGACUAUUAGUGAUGAGGGUGACUGUUACCGGUGUUUCCCGCCCGACCCGAGCAUUGGUACUGCUGCUCUAGGUACUGGUGAGGCUGCUGCUAUAGUUGCCAGUGCGUCCGCGCCCUCAGUUGCUGGUGAGUCUGCGCUCUCAGGUACCACGUCGGCUUCGGCCUCCCUCACCUUCACACUUGACUCAGGGGCUUCUCGCUCCUUCUUUCGAGACCGCACCACACUCACGCCGCUUGGUCGGCCAGUUGCAGUCUCCCUGGCAGACCCCUCUGGGGGUCCUGUCCUCUCUCACUUCUCCACUGUCCUCCCGUGUCCGGCUGCCCCCUCCGGCACCUUGUCUGGUCUUUACCUCCCCUCGUUCUCUACGAACUUGGUGAGUGGUGGUGACCUGCAGGAUACGGGGGUUCACCAGUUCACUCCUGCGAGUCAGCGCGUGACCCACUGCACGGACGCUCGGACAGGCCGACACCUGGCCACGUUUACACGUCGGCCGGGGUCGAGCCUGUACACACUGACCACUGCGUCUCCUCUAGUCACUGCGUCUGGUCAGGUAGCUGCGUCGGGUCAGGUGUUUGCUGCAGCGUCCAGGUCUGGUCCUGAGUCUGCCCCCUACUCGUGUCGCCUCCUGUCUCACGAGACUCUCCUCUGGCACCACCGUCUUGGUCACCCCUCCCUGCCUCGUCUCCGAGGCAUGGCUUCCCGUGUCCUUUUUCCCCCGACAGAGGCCCCGCUGGAGACGCUUCACAUGGACGUGUGGGGCCCGGCCCGCGUACGUGGACAGGGUCACGAGCGCUACUUCCUGCUGGUGGUUGAUGACUACUCGCAUUACACCACAGUCUUCCCCUUGCGCAGCAAGGGUGAUGUCGCUGAGACCUUUACGCUUCCGGACUCUCCACAGCAAAAUGGGAUUGUUGAGCGCCGCAUAGGCAUGGUCAUGGACGUCGCUCGUACGUCCAUGAUGCAUGCGGCUGCCCCCCAUUUUCUGUGGCCGUUUGCGGUUCGGUACGCGGCGCAUCAGAUCAACCUUCACCCCAGGGUCUCCAGACCGGAGACCUCCCCAGCCUUGCUGUGGACGGGGAAGGUCGGCGAUGCGUCGGCGUUCCGUGUCUGGGGAUCUCGGGCAUUUGUCCGCGACUUGUCUGCGGACAAGCUGUCCCCUCGUGCUGCUCCCUAUGUCUUCCUUGGCUUCCCCCCUGACGCCCCUAGGUGGCAGUUCUACCACCCCACCUCUCGUGGUGUUCUGUCCUCCCAGGACGUCACGUUCGACGAGUCAGUACCCUACUACCGCCUCUUCCCCUACCGCACUCCUUCCCUCCCCCCGCCACCGCACUUCCUUGUGCCAGGUCCCCCCCCGGUAGACCCCCUCCCCCCUCAGGGUCCUGCCCCUUCAGGUGUGUCCCAGGUAGAUGCAAUCGAGCCGGUCGAGGUUGCUGGUGACUCUGGUACUGCUGCGGGUGCUGAGCCUGGGGGUGCUGACUCUGGGGGUGCUGCGACUGGGGGUGCUGAGCCUGGGGGUGCUGAGCCUGGGGGUGCUACGACUGGGGGUGCUGAGCCUGGGGGUGCUACAACUGGGGGUGCUGAGCCUGGGGGUCCUUCGCCUGGGGGUGCUGCGUCUGGAGCUAGUGAGCCUGGGGGUGCUGAGUCUGGAACUCCUGAGCCUGGGAGUGCGGAGCCCGCGGCCGCUGGACCUGCUCGUGUGGCGUCUGGCGGUGCUGGGCCUGGUGGUUCUCCGGCUGGUGCUUCUUUGGCUGCUAAGGGUGCUGGUGCCGCCGGUCUCGGAGGUGCUAGUCCUGCGAGUGCUACUGGAGUCGGAGCUGCUGAGGGUGUUGGCGCUGAGGCUACUGCUGUCAUUCCUGGCGGCGGUCCUGCUGUGGGUGCUGCUGGUGCUGCUGGAGGUGCUGGAGCUGGAGGUGCUGUUGACGCUGGUGCUGCCGUUUGGAGUGCUGGUGCUGUCCCUGCUUCGCAGUCACAGUUACCGCCGGCCUCCCCACUGCCUUCUCCUUCUCCGUACACUGGUCCUACUGGAGGUCUUGCUGCGCGUCGUGAGCCUGCGUCUCAUCCUGCGUCGCCUGUUCGUGCUGCUCACACUAGUGGUCGCAGUUCGCGUCAGCGUCCUCCUCCUGUCCCUGGCACGCACCGGAUGUCUCUGCGUCCGUCCACUGCUCCUCUGCGUGCCCCUUUGCCCUCUCCUCCUGAGUCCUCUCUUCCUGCGCUUGCCGACCCUGAGUCGGACUCUCUUCGUGCUGCCAGUCCUACUGUCACGCGUCUCCUUGCUACUGUCGUCAGUGACCCCUCCUUUGAGUCCACUGCUGCGUCUGCUCUUGUUGCUGAGCUCGUCGACUUUGCUGCUCGCUGUCGUCUAGACUACGCUGCUAGUCUUGUUGCUGAGUCAGCGUCUGUCUGUCCUCCGUCCGUUGGGGGUGAGAGCGCUCUUGGCACGGACGUCCUUGAGGACAGGCAGGAGGAGUUCCAGUGUCUGGCUGCUGCUUCACCUCAUCUCGCGUCCGUACUGCUUACCCCUGAGGGAGACCCGGAUGCACUAGACAUCCCGACUCCGCGCUCUUAUACGGAGGCCGUAGAGGGUCCCUACUCCUCUCAGUGGCAGGCAGCUAUGGAUGCAGAGAUGGCUUCCUGGAAGUCCACAGGCACCUACGUUGACGCGGUUCCCCCUCCUGGGGCGAACAUCGUCAGUGGCAUGUGGAUCUUCAGGGUGAAGUGGCCGCCGGGCUCUCCACCUGUCUUCAAGGCGCGGUACGUGGCUCGUGGCUUCAGUCAGCGGCAGGGAGUUGACUACUUUCAGACCUUCUCUCCCACCCCGAAGAUGACCACUCUUCGGGUGCUGCUGCACAUAGCCGCUCAGCGCGACUACGAGCUUCACUCUCUUGACUUCAGCACAGCUUUCCUGCAGGGUAGCCUGCACGAGGAGAUCUGGUUGCGCCGUCCACCUGGCUUCACUGGGACUUUCCCUCCUGGCACCCAGUGGAGCCUCCGACGGCCAGUCUACGGUCUCCGCCAGGCACUGCACGAGUGGCACGACACACUGAGGACUACACUUGCGGCUCUUGGGUUUGCUCCCUCUACUGCUGACCCGUCGCUGUUUCUGCGCACCGGCACCUCUCUGCCGCCGUUCUACAUCCUCGUGUACGUCGACGACUUGGUCUUUGCCACAGCAGACACUGCUGGACUCGCCCACGUGAAGUCCGAGCUGCAGAAGAGACACACGUGCACAGACCUGGGUGAACUGCGCAGCUACCUUGGCUUGCAGAUCACUCGGGACAGAGCACGCCGCACCAUUACCCUGACUCAGUCACACAUGGUGCAGCAGGUCCUUCAGCGCUUCGGCUUCACGUACUCCUCGCCUCAGGCCACUCCUCUGUCUACUCGCCACUCGCUCUCAGCUCUGCCUUCGGAUGAGUCCGUAGAGUCGAGUGGCCCGUACCCAGAGCUUGUUGGCUGCCUCAUGUACCUGAUGACCUGCACACGACCUGACCUUGCAUAUCCUCUUAGCAUUCUUGCACGCUAUGUUGCUCCUGGGAGACACAGACCAGAGCACAUGGCUGCAGCGAAGAGGGUGUUGCGCUACUUGUGCAGUACGUCGGGCAUGGGGCUAGUGCUUGGAGGGCAGAGUCCAGUGGUCCUCACUGGGCACGCGGACGCUUCUUGGGCAGACGACCAGGCUACCCAGCGGUCGUCACAGGGUUACACCUUCAGCCUUGGUUCCGGCUCUGUUUCGUGGCGGGCUACUCGCUCGUCUUCUGUUCUCGGCUCCAGUUGUGAGGCUGAGAUCUACGCCGGGGCCAUGGCUGCACAGGAGCUUCGCUGGCUUACCUACCUGGUGACUGACCUCGAAGAGCCGCCUCGUUCUCCUCCGGUGCUGUACGUAGACAACAAGGCCAUGCUAGCCUUGUGUCGGGAGCAGCGCCUGGAGCACAGAACGAAACACAUUGCUCUCCGCUACUUUCUUGCUUGUGAGUUGCAGCAGCGUGGUCAGUUGCGACUUGCGUACGUGGCCUCUGAGGCCAACACUGCUGAUGUUUUCACCAAGGCACUUCCGCCUUGUGAUCAUCAGCGCUUCUGCACUCAGCUGGGUCUUGUGCCUGUCUUACCUCACUUGCUCACCCCUUGA